UAACAGGUACAAUAUGGGAUCUGGGGAGAAAUGAAGAUGAAGCCAUAAGGCGCGGAAUAUCUAUGUCGUUGUUUUUCCCAUCGCUUCUUUCUGUGUUGAGCUCUAGACUGAGUUCGAUGAAUUCAGUUUAUCGGCUUGACCAAUCAGAGCUCGGUGCGCGUUGCGUGCGAGGUGAGGCGGCGACCUACUAUUGGCUGAGGUGGUUUUCUCCAAAGGGGCGUAUUUUUUCAAGCCAUCUUGACUGAAUAUUUAGCCUCAUCCAAGGUACAUUAAUUUGAUAUCUUCGGGAUUUUGCUGCCCCCAAGUUGCUAACAGGCAUCGUUUGAAAGGUUUAAAGCACAGCUAUGAGACCGGGUCGAGUUUGUGUGUCUGACCGAAGUCACAGCGGAGAAGUGAAGUGCUGAAGAUGACGCUGUCGCUCCUGAAAUUACCGGCUAGCUAAGCUAACGGCUAGCAUGUCCGCCUUGGUUGUAGUCUGUCACUAGCUGACAUUUAGCUAGGUGCAGUAAUUCUGUUUGGCACUCGCACUGCAGAGGACGAUUUUACAAGGGAGCUGGUGUAAACUCCCAUGCGGAAGGUGAGGAGGUGGGAAUGUGAGACAGUUGUUUGCGGACUCAACAUGGGUAGGGGUCGAGGCAGAGGGAGAGGAAGGGGCAGGGGAUCGUCUGGCCAGUUGCGGCCCCCCUCGCCCUACAGACUGCAGCUCUCUCCAUCCAGGGAGACUUUGACAUACGCUCAGGCACAGAAAAUAGUGGAAGUGGACCUAGAUGGAAGGCUCCAUCGGAUUAACAUCACAGAUCCUCUGCCGGUUAUAACUGAGGACGAGAUGAUGGCCCAGGACAUUGCUGAGUGCAACAGCAAUAAGGAGAACAGUGAGCAAACGCAGAGUAAAACCAGAUCGUGUAGAAAACCCUCAAACAGUAAAAGCAGGAGGAGUGGUAAAAAUCCAUCUCAUCAGAACCAACGGUCUGGCUCCCAGCAGCACACAGGUGCUACCAAUUCCCUCCAGCACCCACCUAACCAAAGCCCACUGCCCGAGCCCACCUUCCGUGUGCUGAGUUCAGUUUGCCCUUCAGAGGCGCCUCCUCUCCCUACAGCAUACUACCGUUACAUAGAAAAGUCAGGGGAGGAACAGGACAGUGUGGCUGAGUAUGACAUGGACGAGGAGGACCUGGCCUGGCUGGAGAUGGUGAACCAGAAGAGGGUGUCUGACGGUCAUGCCUCUGUAUCUCCAGACACUUUUGAGCUACUGAUUGAUCGUCUGGAAAGGGAGUCUAUCCUGGAGUCCCGUAGCCAGGCUCUGUCCCAGAGUGCAGUCGAUGAGGACGCUUUCUGCUGUGUCUGCCUGGAUGACGAAUGUCUCAACAGUAAUGUCAUCCUGUUCUGUGACAUCUGCAAUCUGGCCGUCCACCAGGAGUGUUAUGGUGUGCCCUACGUUCCUGAGGGCCAGUGGCUGUGCCGCUGCUGCCUGCAGUCCCCCUCCCGUCCUGUAGACUGUGUGCUCUGUCCCAACCGAGGAGGUGCCUUCAAACAGACAAGUGAUGGACGUUGGGCUCAUGUUGUCUGUGCCAUAUGGAUCCCGGAGGUGUGCUUUGCCAACACAGUGUUUUUAGAACCUGUUGAGGGGGUCAAGAACAUCCCUCCUGCUCGCUGGAAGCUCACCUGCUACCUGUGUAAGCAGAAAGGCAGAGGAGCAUCCAUUCAGUGCCACAAAGCCAACUGUUACAGGGCCUUUCAUGUUACCUGCGCCCAGAAGGCUGGCCUCUUUAUGAAGAUAGAUCCAGUCCGGGAGACGGGCGUCAACGGUACCACCUUCUCUGUGAAGAAGACUGCUUUCUGUGAGCAUCACUCCCCUGUUGGGUUUCGGCGGGACGGGUCAGGAGACGAGUCGGUUGAAGGAAGACUGGUAGGGGGCAGAGGGAACCGGGGUCAGAGGUCAUAUACUCAAAGACCCCCCUCACCACCAAACAAGAAGCCUGUCAAAGGCCAGAAAAAGAAGAAUACAAAAGGGUCUGGUGGGUCGACACGUCGCUCAAAUGUGCCUGUGCUGCUCGUGCCUCAGAUCCCCUCUCACAGGCUAAACAAGAUCUGCACAGGAGCUGAAGUCCAGAGAAAGAAUCAAUUCAUGCAGAGGCUUCAUAACUACUGGUUACUGAAACGUCAGUCACGAAAUGGGAUGCCUUUAAUACGUCGACUUCAUUCCCAUCUACAGGCCCACAGGACUGCAGAGCAGAGGGAGCCCGACGAGAAGCUGUGUGCUGCGAGAGAGGAGCUUCGAUACUGGCAAAAGUUGAGGCAAGACCUUGAAAGAGCCAGACUUUUGGUGGAGUUGAUCCGCAAGAGAGAGAGGCUAAAGAGAGAACAGAUGAAAAUUCAGCAGGCUGCUCUUGAGUUGAAGUUGACUCCAGCGUUGACGCUUCUCCGAUCCACCUUGGACCAACUGCAAGAGAAGGACACGGCCAAAAUCUUCUCUGAGCCCGUCAAUCUGUCAGAGGUCCCAGAUUACUUGGAGUUUAUUUCCCAACCCAUGGACUUCUCCACCAUGCGUACCAAACUGGAGGGACAUGCCUACUGCUCCAUCACCGACCUAGAGAAGGACUUUGACCUUAUGAUUACUAACUGCCUCAAGUACAACUCCAAGGACACCAUGUUUCACAAGACAGCUUUACAGCUGCGGGAGGUGGGUGGAGCCAUCCUCCGCCAUGCACACAGGCAGUCUCAAAGCAUUGGCCUGGACCCCAACACCGGCAUGCAUCUCCCUGAGGCUCCAAACAAACAUGGCUUCUACCAUUGUACGUGGGAUGACGUGGACUCUCUGCUGGACCCAGAGAACAGACUGCACUUAACCACAGACGAACAACUAAAGGCCUUGCUGGAUAAACUGGACAUGGUUACAUCCAUGCGUACCAGCGGUGGACGAACCAAGCGCAUUAGGCUUCUGCGCCGAGAGAUCAACACUCUCAGACAGAAGGUGAACCAGCAGCAGCAAAACACUCAGUCUGUGAAUGGUAAUGACAAAGAUGAUGAUGGAAAAGAAGAGGAAGAAGAGGAGGAGGAGCAAGAAGAGGAGGAACAGGAGAAGGAAAAGAAGACAAAUAUUGUGGAUAAUGGACCUUUGACUGCAGUGUCCACCUCUGGGACAGAUGACUCUCCACCUGUGCUAGAACUUACUUGCCCAGUGUCUUCACCACUGCCAGGAGAUGCUCCUCUCGAGCCUCCUGUCCUGGGUAUUGUAACUGGAGGCCGAAGGUCACCAGGGCGCUCAUACAAGCGCCAGAGAUCAUCCCGCAGUGGGAGCAAAAGCCAAGGUGAAGAUGAGGCUGAAGUCGGUGAAACACCAUCUUCACAACCGGAAGCUGUUCACGAAGUUACACCGCUGGGAACACCCCCAACCAUACCUUUGGCGGGGGUUGGUCGUCGUACGUCUGUUCUGUUUAAGAAAGCUAAAAAUGGGGCACGGAUGGCAAAAAACAAGUCCCCACCACAGCAGAAUGGGAAAUCGUCUGAAGGUAAAACCAAUGGGUUGGAGAGCACCCCUGGUAGUCCAAAUUCACCCGGUGUGACCAACAUCACCACUUUACCUCCCAGUCCAAAUGCCUCCCCUGCACCUCCCUCUCCUUCCUCGCACCACCUGAGGUCCAGAGGCCUCAGCUCAGAAAAUGACGCAGACAAACUCCCUCCACCACCCAGGGAAGCAGGCCUCACAAAUGGAAAGCACAACUCUGCAGACCAUGAUGAUGACGACCAAACAUUAAACUGUAGUGUCUCCCCACCCAAACGUAGUCGGGGUAAACCUGCACUGGCCAAAGUCCCUGGCAGUGAGAAUGGAGACAUCUCUGGGUCUGGAAAGUCUACACUUCUGUCUUUAGAUAGUGAGACAGAGCUUGCGCCACUGGACCUAGUUUGGGCCAAAUGCAGAGGAUAUCCGUCAUACCCAGCAAUGAUUGUUGACCCAGAUAUGCCCCAGGAAGGGCUUCUGCAUAACGGCAUCCCCAUUCCAGUGCCUCCUGUGGAGGUACUUAAACUGGGCGACUGGAGACAAAUGGACGAAGGCGAAAAGCUCUUCUUAGUGCUCUUCUUUGACACCAAAAGAACUUGGCAAUGGCUCCCUCGUAAUAAACUACUGCCGCUGGGGAUGGAUGACACUGUAGACAAACUGCGCUUAAUGGAAGGAAAGAAACCCAGUGUUCGCAAGUCUGUACACACUGCGUAUGACCGAGCCAUAGUACAUUUAAACCACGUGAGAGGAAAUCUUAACUUCACUCCUUCCAAUUUUAUAUAAAUUUUAGCUGAAACAUUUCAUCAUCUUAAACAGGCUGCCUGGUUAUAUGUAUAGAAGCUUCAUCAACGCUCUUAAAAAGUGGAAAAGUACAAUUAGGGAUUACCAACAUUUCCAGCAGUUGAUGGUAUUAAAAGGUUUUCUGUUUAGACCCGAUGCUCUGGUUUUUAAAAUGGAGAGAAAAGGUGCUUGAACAUAUUUUUGUAGAUGAAUUUGUUCAUUUAUUCAAGUAAUUUUUUUUAAAAAAGGUUUUACACAACCACUGUUGCUAUGUGUUCAUAUAAAGUUUAUUAUUUUAGGCCAAAGUGAGUCAAGACUCAAGUGAGAAAAGUGUAAAUAUUUAAUUGUGAAAGGGACUGUCUUGAUUCAAAACAUAUUUAGAUUGUAAUUGCCAUAGAAAUGUCACUGUGUUUAUUGAAGUGCAAAAGUCCCACUUAAUGUUCAUGUCAUAUCUGGACUCCAGAGAAAUUUAGCUUUGACAGUUAUGGAUGAAAAUUUUGUCUUUGAUAUUUCUAAGUGAUACUGGUGAUAUUAAAUAAAACAUUUAAUAUUACCAGUAUUUUCCAAAUAAAAAGGCACCAAACUAAGAAAUAGAUCAUUAUGUAGCUUAUGCACUUAAAUCUGCAGAGGUGGUAUACUCUGCUGCUCAAGACGCCUUGAUAAAUGUAAGGCAAACAAGUUAAUAGUAGUAACUUGGAAAGAAGGCCAAAGUGAAAAAUAAAAUGUUCUUUUGCUUUUCCUUUAAGCUCUGAAGAAGGCGUGCUGUUGACACUACAUCGUCAUUCUGAAGCACUCCUGCUUCCUUUUGCAAAUUACUGCUGAAUUACUACUCGUUUACUCCAUAAACUUAUAAUAACCUAUAUUUCAAAUUUUCCCUCCAUUGAAUCACAUGGACUCUAGCCUUUUACUUACUGUUGGAAAUAUUAUUCAAAAACAAAUAUGUCAAACUUGCUAGAGCUGGCAGUGACACUGAAUUUAAAGCUAAGCCUGAAAGGAAGCAUAACUGGUUCUACGUUUCAUUCCUAGAUGUUUGGGUGUGUACACAUUUUAUUCAGUGGCUCUGAGAAUUGGAAGUACAGUACAAUAGAACAACUCAAAGUAGUAGAAAUACUGAUAAAUGUUGGUCAAAUGGCUGCCAGUGCAAACACUCUUGAACUUUUAGUCCAGCUAUGAUGUGUUUUGGGUGGGACUUGAGAGGUUUUUACUUAUUUUUCCAUAUUGUGAAACUGUAUUAUGAUACUAGAAUGAGUACCUGGUGCAGCUACUUGGUUAGUAAGAUGUGACGCCACUACAGAGGUGAAGCUGAUUAUUUAGUGGUUAUUAUAACGAAGUCUACUGCAAUCACUCACUGAAAAACUUGCAAUUAUUUGCAAAUCUGGCUGAAAUGACUUGAAAAGCACAAUCGGUCUGUUUUUAAAAAAAAAAAAAAGAUGAAAAAAACUUGUAGGAUCGGUGACUCCUGGAGCCAUAUGUGUGGCAAAAAGCUUGUGUGUGUGUAUACAGUAUAUACAUAUAUGUAUACAGCCUCAGUGUAGUAAAGGUGCAUGUGUAUAGUUUUGUAAAUAUGUAAAUGUAUGUUUAUAUUGGCUUACAUGAAGUAAUUUAAGGAAUGCAAAAAUCAAAUUUAGAUUUUAAUUUAUAAUUUGUGGCAGUUGAGAGUGUUAUUUAAAAAGUAAAAUAUUGAAAAGAUUUAUGUAUGAUGCUACGUAGCUCUUUGUAAUAGUGAUGGUAUUCACCAACAUGUCAGAACAUAUUCUCUAGAAGUGAGGUGGCACAAGACCUGAGCUCUGUAGGCAGCAGUGACGCCUACAUGAGCUUUUCUUGUUUUUCUUGGUGGCACAGGAGAUUUUUUGAUCUUGUCAUUUGAAUUGUACUGCAAGAUCUGUUAAUCUGCCUGAGACAAUAUUUUCUCAUACAAGAAUAAAUGCUGUUUGAAACAA
Seriola aureovittata is the source of this 6219-nucleotide messenger RNA. It is a transcript of the gene brpf3a, whose product is annotated as bromodomain and PHD finger containing, 3a. Gene Ontology annotation, biological process: regulation of transcription by RNA polymerase II. The transcript is spliced from 13 exons. Lineage: Eukaryota; Metazoa; Chordata; Actinopteri; Carangiformes; Carangidae. The record is from RefSeq and is a predicted model, not a curated record. Gene Ontology annotation, cellular component: MOZ/MORF histone acetyltransferase complex. Gene Ontology annotation, molecular function: protein binding. The coding region runs from base 569 to 4282 and encodes 1237 amino acids.